AUGAAUGAGGCCUACUCUCAACCUAUCCUGGCCGUCAGCUUGACGUACGAGCAACUCGGCCAAUGUGUCGACAUCGCCCGCUCUGUCAACGAGCUUUCCUACCGUAUGCCCGGUAUGCUUUGGCGGAAAGACUGGGCACAGGCUCUCAGCUUUCUCGAGCAUAUCGAUCCCAACAAUGAGCUGGGCACAGUUCUAGACGUCCUUGCCGCGAGGCUCGCCUUUCACAACGAGAUGGAUGACCCGGUGCCGGUGGGGCUAGUGGACGAUACGGGUUUUAGGAGGUUCCAGGCCGAGGAUCUCGUGGGUAUGAGGGACUUGCUCGUACACGCCGAUCGCGUGUCUGUGGAGGCCCUUUCCCACAGCCGCAUAUUCGAUGAUGAAGUGGUCAAGCUCCUAGCGGCAGCCCUAUCACAUCUGCUCCUAACAUCCGAUAUGCUCCGUGACGAGCGACAGACGCUGGGAACGUGGCUGCGGAGCGGUCGAGGAUUGCACGGCUCAUCCGUGGCAAUGUCCAACUGCGACUUCGUUCAACACAUCCUCGAAGCGCUAGAAGAUAUCACCUUCACGCACCGUGGCUGGCCGCCGCAGUGGCGCAGGUUGAUGCUAGUCAACCGCACUUGGCGCGACGCUGUGUGCGCUGUGGGACGCUACGUCGCGCUGCCACCCAGCGCGUUUCCGGACGUUGUCGAGACUGCCCUGUGCAUGCUCCCGUCCACGCGCAUGAUGAUCUGCACCUUGACAGAUCUCAGCGCGUCGGGCGCCGGCGGCCUUGCCUGCUUACUCGAUCUCCUACGAGGCGCUCAGUCACUCACGACUCUGCGAAUCGCCGACUGGAUUCAAUGUGAUGCGUCGGUCGAUGCAGACCAUCUCAGCGUGGUGGUCCUGCCUCGGGUCAGAGACUUUGAGCUUAUCGGCACCCCAAGGCCAGCAUGGAUGCAAAAAGCGGAUCCUUCGGUGUCGCUCGUGAGGUACCUACGGCUCCCGAUGGUCGAGUGCGCUAUACUAUCAGAACCAGUCGAAUAUGCAGGGAGCAGGGCAGAAAUCCCGGACCCGCUACGACGUCUGGCUGAGCAUCUCGAGGCCAUUGCGAGCGCACUCGUCUCCUCUUCUCCGUGUAUCCGCGAAACGCAGCAGUAUACUGUCAGUAGCGAUACCCGGAAUGGUGGGCUCGUCUUGCGCACUCGUCGCGCACUGGGCUCCUGCUAUGACGGCAUGCCUGCGCCAUUGACCAUACAUCUAUACCCCUCCCCCGGAGGUCUCCCAGGCGCAAACCUGUCCUCCUGUCCAAUCGCAAUGCACCUCUUCGUUUGCAUGUGCCAAACCUUGGCCCCGAUUGUAACUUUGGGCAAUCAACCGCAUGCCCUUCCUCUGGAUAGUCUAUCCGUCGUCAACGUAUUGACAUGGGCUUCACUUGAAGCUACACUACCAUACCAUCCACCUUGGGAGGACCAAGACGACUGUCGGCGUAUACUUCUGGGUCUCCCCAUCUAUAAACAAGACUUACAGGUGGCGUUGAGUCGUCCAGCUCGCAUCGUGCUCUUUCUCGACUCGCAUCCGGACGGCGCGACGCUCCUCCCCUUCAAGCUGCUCGGACUGAGGCCGCCAGACCGGAUCGUUGGGUCUCCCCCUCGACUGAAGGAGCUCAGAGUAGAGCACAUCGAGUUGGACGGAGAGGUAUCCGCCCAAUUUCAGCGUCAGAAGGUGUGGCAAGCCUCGGAGUUUCAAGACGCCCUCCGGACGCGAGCUGCACGCGGCUUUCACACCCAAAGUAUUGCCCUAACGGGCAAACAGAAGCAGUGGCAGAGACCCAUUCAGGAGCUUCAGGAGGCGGCACGGACUUGGGGCCGCAAAGGGACAAUCGUAAAAUGCCAGAGUCAGAACAAUGGGGUGUUACUUGUAUUUCAGCGGUCAUGA
This is a messenger RNA of Peniophora sp. CBMAI 1063, 1914 nucleotides long. The record is from the annotation of a GenBank genome assembly. Lineage: Eukaryota; Fungi; Basidiomycota; Agaricomycetes; Russulales; Peniophoraceae.